AGGUAAAAAUUCCUAUUGAUAGUAAUAAUUUCAGUUUCUUUAGACGGAUGGAUUUCGAAAUGGACCUAAUAUCUAAUGGAUUUGGGUCAUGUUUUGGGCUGAUUUCACGACCCAUGAGAGGCAUCCUCAUUUGGGAUUGAAGAACCGACCCGUUUCAGAGUCUCAACGUCGGCGAUUUGCUUCUGAUCUAGUCUCUCCGGCGAAUUCGAUCUCUUUUUUUUCCGGUGAUAUGGGAGAACUGCAGGUGGAAAGGCAUGUUGCGUACAUUUUAACAGUUGAAAAGAGGAAAGAUGAUUUUGAAUCUGUGGUGAUGGAGCAUCUGAGGUUAAAUGGGGCAUACUGGGGAUUGACAACUCUUGAUAUUUUGGGAAAGCUUGAUGCUGUGGAUAAAGAUGAAGUUAUUUCAUGGGUCAUGCAGUGCCAACAUGAAUCCGGUGGAUUUGGUGGUAACAUUGGACAUGAUCCGCAUAUGCUGUAUACACUUAGUGCUAUUCAAGUCUUGGCCCUAUUUGAUAAACUACAUGUUCUUGACAUUGAUAAGGUGUCAAGCUAUAUUGCAGGCCUGCAAAAUGAAGAUGGAUCCUUUUCUGGUGACAUGUGGGGUGAAGUUGACACACGGUUCUCUUACAUUGCAAUCUGUUCUCUAGCAUUGUUGCGCCAGUUGGAUAAAAUUGAUGUUGGAAAAGCAGUGAAAUAUAUUGUAAGUUGCAAGAAUGUGGAUGGUGGAUUUGGAUGCACACCUGGAGCAGAAUCUCAUGCUGGGCAAAUUUUCUGUUGUGUGGGAGCUCUUGCAAUAACUGGUUCUCUGCAUCAUGUUGAUAAGGACCUCCUUGGUUGGUGGUUAUGCGAAAGACAAGUUAAAUCUGGAGGUCUAAAUGGGCGUCCCGAGAAGCUUCCUGAUGUCUGCUACUCUUGGUGGGUUCUUUCCAGCUUAAUCAUGAUUGACAGAGUGCACUGGAUCAACAAGGAGAAGCUUUUAACGUGGUUAGCUAACCUGCGCCUCGAAGCCACGGGAGGGAGGGGAAGACCUAAGCGGAACCAACAGAAGAAUGUAACGGAUGAGCAGCGUUCCUCAGCAACUAGGAAUGCUGUGUUAGAGCUAUUUGUAUCUCCAAAAGGGCUACGAAUUGAAGAACCAGAGGAAAGAUCUAUUUCGAUAAACAUGCAAGCUGGAGAAAACAGAGAUGAAGGAGAUCUAGCUAUGAACAAAGGGAAAAUGAAGGAAGGAAUGAGUACCCCAGCUCCAAUGGUAGUUACUGCUAAAGGAGACGAGACGGGGAGGAAAGAGCAAGGGACUAAGCAGAAAACAAAUGGAACAGUACCAUGCAAUCAAGGUACUGUAGAGAAAACUAAAGAUGAUGGAAAGCAGACUGAGUCUAGGAUCAAAACAUGGGCAAAUGUGGUGGUUGGGAACAAAUUGGCUAUGAAGGGCAUGAAUCUGCAAUUUAUUGCCCCAAUUGUGCAAAAUGGUGAGAAAAUGGUGAAGCUAGAGGCUGAAGAUGUGGAACAGGAGACUGAAAAAUGGAAAAAUGCUAUUGUUAUAUACGUAAUAGGUGAAUCACCCUCUAUUGGAGCUAUGGACAGAUUUGUGAAUUCAAUGGGUAAGUACUCAACGAGACCUCAGAUCUACUACAACAAUGAAGACUAUUUCAUUAUAUGA
Molecule: messenger RNA, 1660 nt
Organism: Nicotiana attenuata
Lineage: Eukaryota; Viridiplantae; Streptophyta; Magnoliopsida; Solanales; Solanaceae
Product: geranylgeranyl transferase type-2 subunit beta 1-like
Exons: 9
Coding region: 89-1660 (523 amino acids)
Biological process (GO): protein geranylgeranylation
Cellular component (GO): Rab-protein geranylgeranyltransferase complex
Molecular function (GO): Rab geranylgeranyltransferase activity
Source: RefSeq, a predicted model, not a curated record